Molecule: messenger RNA, 1783 nt
Organism: Plectropomus leopardus (leopard coralgrouper)
Lineage: Eukaryota; Metazoa; Chordata; Actinopteri; Perciformes; Serranidae
Gene: tmem221
Product: transmembrane protein 221
Source: RefSeq, a predicted model, not a curated record
GUGUGUAUUCAGUGAGCUCUGCCUCUCCCAGGAGCGCGUCCACGCAUUGUUUUCGAGGAUCCAAGAGAAAAAAGUCCAUUGUUGUUACGAAGUUUUUAAUCUGGGGAUUUAAAGCACAUCACAUGCUCAGACUGAGCAGCAGGGCGCUCGACCACAACAAGCAAACUGCUGCAAAAAUCCACGCCGGGGAGGAAACUAUUCAUCCUGAAAAGGACUGAGGAAAAAUUAUUCACACUGCGAUGCCAGCGCAGUUUUGCUGAGUUUAGGAUCGCCGGUGAAGUGUGUUUAAGGAGAGGGGGGAACUUUUUAUUCUCUGGAGAAACUCACGAUAAAGAUGACGCUCAAGUACAGCCAGCGGUCUCUAAUAGUUCUGUGUCUACUGGGGAUUUUAUCGGCCAUUAUGUCAGUUUUAUCGGUGAUUUUGAUUUUCCAGCUUCAGUCUCAGCAGACGGCAGUGAAGGAGUCUCCCCCGUCCACCGCCUCGAUCAUCCCGGCUCAUAUUUGGGCCGUCCUGCUGCCUGUGUCCACCGUGCUGUCCGCGCUGUCCCUCACCCUGCAGCUCAGCUCUGUGGUGGUGUGUCUCCUCCACAGCUACUUCUCAACUGAGGUCUGCAGAGGAGAGCAGGACACUGAAAGAGCAGACUGGUUCCUUUUGGAUAGCAGAGCUGUACGACACGUGGCAAUCGGACUGUUCUGCCUGGGGGUUUCUGUCUACUUAACAGCUAUGUCCAUCUUUAUGCUCCUCAUAUUUGAGGUGGAGACUGGCAUUGCAAGCGCUUGCGUACUCUCCUCUGGGAUCUUAAUCCUUCUGGUCGUUGUGAUCCACUCUCUGGUCAAAGCUUCUCAUACUGCCAAGCGCUAUCACACCGACCACCUCGACACCCUCUUCCGGAACGACCACGGAAGCAGCAGCACGCCCGUCUCCCGACACUGCGAGCUCAAAAUAGGCGUGGACAAACCACGCAUGCACCGCAGCCAGUCUCACCUCCAGCAUCCGGUCUCCUACCCUCAAUGUGGCAACCCGUUACAACAACAAUACCAGCAACAGCAGUACUCCCCUGCCGCGGGUUCCCAGGGCCAUGCUAGUGAUAAAGACGGCUACAGCAGCGGUGGCAGUUGUCCCCGAAUGCACAGGACCCUGUCUACUGAAUCCGGUUUACUGCAGGCUCAGACGAAACCCUGGAACGGGGUCAACAAUGAGAUGAGGAGCGUCCUUGCACGCAAGUCAGGGAUUUCUGCAAAAGACUCCACCCUUGUGUGACAUAAAGGUAGCUGAGCUCGUGGUUAAAGACACUGAUGGACUGAUGACACAAGUGUCAUCUCAAACAUGUAGAACUGGACUUUUUACACUCAGCGUGUUCGGCCUGACUGAUUGCAAACGACAUGAGACUCGGACUUAAACACACACCCAAGUUUUCACCUUUAUCAACUGAUUUCAACUGUUCAGAUUAUGAAGCAUUUUUACUAUUAUGAAAAACAAAUGGAGACAAAUUUUGUAUAAUUUAUAGUGUUAUGUAUGAAUGAGCUUGAUUUGAAUCUCUUUACACACACACACACACACACACACACACACACACACACACACACACACACACACACACACACACCAGUGUUGCCCAAGUAUCGGUCUGGCAUACAGUAUGUAUAGCUUUCAUUGUAAUACUGUGAAUACUUUAUUCCGCUGUAUAUGGUGGCUUUUUGCCAAAUAAUUGUGCAUAAUAUUCAGAUGUAUUUUGUUGUGUGUGGUUCAAAAUUAUUUUAUAUCAACCAUAAAUUAAUUACU